This is a messenger RNA of Nanorana parkeri, 1010 nucleotides long. It is a transcript of the gene CDCA5, whose product is annotated as cell division cycle associated 5. The coding region runs from base 22 to 930 and encodes 302 amino acids. The record is from RefSeq and is a predicted model, not a curated record. Lineage: Eukaryota; Metazoa; Chordata; Amphibia; Anura; Dicroglossidae. The transcript is spliced from 7 exons.
CGGGUCCUCAGAGCUGCCAUCAUGUCUGAUCGGAAGAAGAGAGGCAGCAGCCGGGGCACAGUCACCUGCAAAAGAGACAGUAUUACUUCUCCACCUGCCAGAAGAUCUGGAAGAAAUUCACUCAACAAAUCUACAGAUAGCCCGAAACCUACACCAGUUAUGAAGGUAUUGAUCACAGCUAAGAAAAUCAUGCCCAGGAAGACUCUGGCUGCCCUUGCUUCUGCUGAAUCUCAACCCAAAACUACCUCCACUGUACAACAACCGACUACUGCUGUAGCCACUCCUCAGUCUACCCCUAAGGUUUCCAGUGGUGUUACACCUGCUCUAAGGAGAAGCUCAAGGAUUUCACCAAACUCUGAAAAGGAAAACACAGUCAAUGACAAAUCUCAAGAUGUCCAUAAUAAAGCUACAGAUCAGUCGCUUGUUUCUAAAAUAGAUGUCCUGUCUCCAAUCCCCCUGAACAUCCCUCAGUCUCCCUCCUAUGAUGACAGAGCAAAAGUUAUGUCUCAGAAAGUGCGACGUUCCUACAGCCGCUUGGAAAUGUCCAUGUGCGGCGGCUCAUUUCUCUACAGUCCCAACAGGGACACAGACUCCUCAGAUACUUCCACUCCAAACCCAGCCCCAAAAGCAGGGCGUAGGUCUCUUUUUGGAUUUGAUAAUCUUCUUACUUCUGAAAGCCCGGAGGAAGAAGCGGAGCAAAAGAGAGAUGAAGAAAAAAGAAAACAGACAAAUAUAGAAAGUGUAAUUGGAAAGUCAAUCAGACUGUCUGUGGAAGAACCAGAUCCUAAUAUUCCUGGAGUACCAUUGGCCAAGCAGAAAAGGAGGAAACGGAAGGCUCCCCAAAUAGAGAAAUCUGAUCUUGAUGAAUGGGCUGCUACCCUGAAUGCCCAGUUUGAAGAAGCUGAAAAAUUUGAUCUAGUAGUGGAGUGACAGAAACCAGGACUGUCUUCUAUGGACCUUCUCUUGUACAUACAUUUCCUAUAGAGCUUUAGAUGUAUCUGUAUUUCUUA